Sclerotinia borealis F-4128 is the source of this 2652-nucleotide messenger RNA. NCBI's taxonomy places the organism in Eukaryota, Fungi, Ascomycota, Leotiomycetes, Helotiales, Sclerotiniaceae. The record is from the annotation of a GenBank genome assembly.
AUGGCCUCCUCAACAUCUGACCGAGAUGUUCUUCCAAACUCUGUUAAGCCUUCUCAUUAUGCGCUAUCUGUCUACGACAUCGAGCUAGGGGGGGCUUUUAGCUAUCAAGGAACAGUCAAAAUCGAUAUCAAAAUCGUCAAUGCAACUAAGGAAAUCACUUUGAAUUCUCAUCAACUCAAGAUACAUGAAGCCAAGGUGGUUUUGACUUCUGGAAAGACCUCGCAGUCAAUCAAAUCCAGUGACAUAUCUUAUGAUACCAAGAAACAGCGUGUAACUUUAAGCUUCCCCAAAGAGCUUUCUACCUCCGAGCAUGUCAACCUAGCGAUCAAAUACCAAGGAACUGUCAACAAUGAUAUGGCUGGCUUCUAUUAUUCAAAAUACAAACCUCAAGUCACCCCAGCGGCGUCUGUUCCUAAGGUUGAUGAAUUUCACUGCAUGUAUAGCACUCAAUUCGAGUCAUCUGACGCUCGUAGAGCUUUCCCUUGUUUUGAUGAGCCUAAUUUGAAGGCUACUUUUGACUUCGAGAUCGAGAUUCCUAAGGAUCAAAUCGUCUUGAGUAAUAUGCCUGAGAAGGGCUCAAGAAACUCUAAGGAUGGGUUUCACUACGUCGAAUUUGAAAGAACCCCAAUCAUGAGUACCUAUCUUCUGGCAUGGGCAAUGGGAGAUUUCGAGUAUAUUGAAGACUUCACAAAACGCAAGUAUAACGGAAAACCAAUCCCCGUCCGUGUCUACACCACUAGAGGAUUGAAGGGUCAAGCACAAUAUGCACUAGAUCAUGCACCAAAAGUCAUCGACUUGUUUUCGGAACUCUUUGAUAUCGAUUAUCCACUCCCUAAGGCCGAUUUACUUGCUGUACAUGAAUUUUCCCACGGAGCAAUGGAGAAUUGGGGUCUUGUUACCUAUCGCACAACGGCUGUAUUGUUUGACGAGAAGACUUCCGACACAAAAUUCAAAAACAGAAUUGCUUAUGUCGUUGCGCACGAGCUUGCCCAUCAAUGGUUCGGCAAUCUAGUCACUAUGGACUGGUGGAGUGAGCUUUGGCUUAAUGAAGGUUUCGCUACAUGGGUGGGAUGGCUGGCAACAGAUCACUUCCACCCUGAUUGGUGUGUUUGGCCCCAGUUCGUGGCAGAGGGUAUGCAGACUGCAUUUCAGUUGGACUCCUUACGUAGCUCCCACCCCAUCGAAGUUCCCGUCAAAGAUGCUCUGGAUGUUGAUCAAAUAUUUGAUUCCAUCAGCUACCUCAAAGGUAGCUCGGUACUUAGAAUGUUAGCCACGCACAUAGGACAAAAGACCUUCCUGAAAGGCGUUUCGAACUACCUGAAAGCUCAUGCUUAUGGCAAUGCUACAACACAAGAUUUGUGGUCAGCUCUGAGCGAAGCUUCGGGUCUAGAUGUGAAAGCCAUCAUCGAUCCAUGGAUUACCAAGAUGGGGUAUCCUGUUAUCACUGUUGCAGAAGAACCUGGACAAAUCAGCAUUAAACAAAGUCGUUACCUCUCAACAGGAGAUGUAAAAUCUGAAGAUGAUGAGACGACUUGGUGGGUUCCUUUGGAUUUCCAAGGUAAAAUUGGGGCCGAGGGAGCACAGCAAAUUGCUUUUGAACAAAAAGAAGACGAAGUCAGCGACGUCGACGACUCUUUCUACAAGAUCAACACCGAUACUGCAGGUUUUUACCGAGUCAAUUAUCCGCCAGGAAGACUGGCCAAACUUGGAACUCAAUUAGAUCGUCUCAACUUAACUGAUAAAAUCGGUCUGAUCGCCGAUGCGGGUGCUCUCGCAAUAUCAGGACAAGCAGGAACUCCAGCAUUCUUGACUUUGGUGCAAGGUUUAUCCGAUGAGUCUAACCACUUGGUUUGGACAAAGAUCCUAGGACCAAGUGGAACAAUCAAAUCGGUGUUUUCUGACGACGACGCAAUCUCCAAUGGUAUGAAAGCAUUCUUGCUGAAAUUGGUCACUCCUGCAGUGGAAAAGAUUGGCUGGGAACAGCCUGCGGAUGAAAAUUUCCUUAAGUCACAACUUCGACCUCUCUUGAUACUAUCUGCUGGUAUCAAUGGCCAUAAAGAAAUCAUCGCCGAAGCCAAACGUCGCUUCGAUCUAUACAUGAGUGGCAAAGACAAAUCGGUCAUACAUCCAAGUCUUAGAACUGCCACUUUUGGUCUUUCCGUUCGAUACGGUGGGAAACCCGAAUAUGAUGCUCUGAAGAAAGAGUAUCGCGAGACAACUUCCAUUGACGGCAAAGAGAUUACACUCCGUGCAAUGGGACGUGUUCAAAUUCCAGAACUCAUCUCCGAUUACUUUGAAUUCCUCUUCAAGGAGGUGGCAACACAAGACGUCCAUACAGGUGCAGCCGCUCUUGCGGCCAAUACAAAAACACGUCACCAGCUUUGGCAAUAUAUUCAAGAUAACUUUGAUCCCGUUAAGGAAAGAUUGGCUGCGAACAUGGUCGUCUUCGAUCGAUUUAUUAAGCUCUCUCUGGCCUCCUUUAGCGAUGAUGAUAUCAACAAGCAGAUUGAAAAUUUCUUUAAGAACAAAGACAACAGAGGAUAUGAUCGUUCUUUGGCGAUUAUUGGUGAUACUAUCAGAGGAAGAGCAGCCCUCAAGGCGAGAGAUAGGGGUGUCAUCCUCGAAUGGUUGCAAACCAAUGGUUACUGCUGA